CAAAUCCUAGUUGCCUGGGAGCCAUUACACCUAGACAUUUAAUGUUGACUCCUGGACUAGAAUAUUCAGAAGCAUUUAAUACAAUAUUUAUUUGUCCCAGGCAGCCCUGUUCCUGUUCUAAAUAGGUUGCUUGUAAAGAGGAUAAAGAGGUGCCCAUUUACCCUCGCACUCCCACAGUGUCUAUCACUAAGUUCAGUAAUUUUGUCAGGUGUCCAUCCUCUGGCUUCUAAAUUUUUGGGCUUGCUUCUAAAUCUGAAAAGAAAAUUUGUCAAGGCCUAGUCUUGAGGAGAGAUGAUAGUGUCAGUCUACAGGCUUCAGGUUUUGGGAAUGUGCUCUCCAGUUCUAAAUGGUGCACCACCACCCCGCACAUUCAGGGAUGCUCUUCUUUCCUAUAAGGAAAUCUUCCUGCAGUAUUUGAACAAAAUAAGAAAUGUUGUGAAUGAAAAGUGUACUGGGACUGAACCCUGGCAACUGAUAACAACAACAGUGGUUGCUACUCUCCUGGUCGUGUGGCUACACAUGUUCCUUUUCCAGCCAGAGAGCUUAAUGUCACGAAUUAAAAAAAAGUUCUUCAGAGUUGUACGAAAAUUGCCUUUUAUUGGUGCUGUGAUACAAAAGUAUUCUAACAAGGCCAAGGCUGAUAUGGCUUCCUCCUUGUCCUUCUUGAAAGAUGCCAAGGUUUAUGUCAAAACCCUACCAGAAAAAGGCCUGAGCCAGCCGGAAGUAAUGCACAAGAUACAAGAAUACAGUUCUAUGGGUGACGUGCACUGGGAAGAUGGUAAAGUGUCGGGGGCCGUGUACAGUGGUGAAACAGAACUCACUAACCUGUUUGUGAAGGUUUAUAAGGAUUUUGCAUGGACCAAUCCUCUUCAUCCAGAUAUAUUCCCAGGUUUGAGGAAGAUGGAAGCAGAGGUGGUGAGAAUGACUUGCAAUCUCUUCCAUGGUGGACCCAGUUCUUGUGGAGCAGUAACUUCUGGUGGAACUGAGAGCAUUCUGAUGGCCUGUAAAGCCUACAGGGAGAUGGCUUAUGAAAAAGGAAUCAAGUACCCAGAAAUCUUAGUUCCACAAAGUGUUCAUGCCGCAUUUGAUAAAGCUGCUAAUUAUUUUGGAUUGAAGAUUGUGCACAUUCCAUUAACCAAGAAUAUGCAAGUGGAUGUUAAGGCAAUGAAGAGAGCCAUUUCCAGGAAUACGGCAUUGUUGGUCUGCUCAGCACCUGGAUUUCCUCAUGGGAUCAUGGACCCAAUUGAGGAGGUGGCAGAGCUUGCACAGAAAUAUAAGAUUCCGUUCCAUGUGGAUGCCUGCUUGGGAGGCUUUCUCAUUGUCUUUAUGGAGAAGGCAGGCUUCCCUUUACAGCAUCGCUUUGAUUUCCGAGUGGAAGGAGUUACCAGCAUUUCCGUAGAUACCCACAAGUAUGGCUAUGCUCCAAAGGGCUCCUCUGUCAUAUUGUACCGUAAUGCCAAUUAUCGGCAGUACCAGUUUUUCAUUGCUCCUGACUGGCAAGGAGGAAUCUAUGCCUCCCCCACCAUGGCUGGUUCCAGACCUGGAGGCAUCAUUGCAGCUUGUUGGGCAACUAUGAUGUACAAAGGAGAAGAUGGUUAUGUGGAGGCCACUAGGAAGAUAAUUUCAACUGCACGGUUUAUUGAAUCUGGACUGCGGAAAAUUGACAACAUCUUUGUCUUUGGAAAACCUGAGGUAUCGGUCAUCGCAUUUGGAUCAGACACGUUUGACAUAUAUCAGUUGUUGAACUUCUUAACAGCUAAAGGGUGGAAUUUAAAUGUGCUGCAGUUCCCUUCAAGUAUUCAUAUUUCCGUGACACUACUGCAUACAAAGCCUGGUGUGGCAGAACUAUUCUUGAAUGAUAUUAGAGGGUCUGUCUCUGAGAUCAUGAAGGACCCCAAAGCCAAGACCACUGGAAUGGGUGCAGUCUAUGGCAUGGCACAAGCCGUUCCUGACAGAAGCAUGAUUGCAGAGAUUACGUCUUGUUACAUAGACUGCCUGUACAGCACAGACAUUCCUUCUUCAGCAGACACACACAUGAAUGGUUCUCCAGGACAUUGCUGAUUCUGUCAUCAUUUGUGCCUUUCAGCUGCUGGGUGGUGUUCUAAAGAACUUUGGGGGGGAAACUUCAUUGGGAAAUUGUUCUUACUGCAGGUGCAGGUCACAUGGCAGCUUGAUACCAGUUUCAUUUCUGGUUAAAGAUAAGGAGAGGCUGUGGUCCCAAUUUUUUUUCUUGGCUGUCACUGUGAGUUUAUAACUACAUAGUCACCUUCACAUUACCCUUUUGUAUUUCUCCGUGCUAGUUCACUGCCACAGCUACUUCUCAAAGGAAGCCAUAUUUCUGGCUUUUGCACAUUCAUUCUAUAAUCUUUCAUGCUCACGGUUUUGAAAUCUAUUUCUUUCUUUCUCUUGGACCGAUUUUGAUUGACUUUUCUUUUAAGUGUUGAAAAGUCAGCCAUUGGAAGAGCUUGGAUGGUAAAACCCUCUCCAGUACUGGGGAGAAAAACUGAAGAUGGGGACCAUAGUUGCAUUUUUCAGAUCACCAGAUGGGAAUGUGCUCUGGAUUUUAAGCCACUAGCAUAGGGGAAGGAGACUUAAGGUAUUCUUUGAUUGCCAAUGUCUAGUAUGGUGUAGUCUUGCUGGUUUCCUCUUUCCUUGAAUUUUUUUACAGUGUCACCCACAAUCCUACUAGUCUUGUGCAUCGACAGAAGAUUUAAGUGACAAAAUGGUUGUUUCAGAGUUUAAGGGUUUGUACUAGCUUAAAAUACUUGCAGUCAGACAGCAGUGUUAGCAAGUUACUUCGGUACCCAUUUCUCUUGAGAAAUUCAGCUAUGUGAGCUAUUCAAGCCCUGACUAAUUGCUGAGAAUUGUUUUAUACAAUUAUGGCACUAAAGUUAGCUUUUAAAAUGUUGUUUAUGUACAAUGGAGCCCUUAGCUUCACACACUGAUGAUCUCUACCUUGUUUUUUGUGCUGCAUUGACUGCAAGGCACAUUUUAAAGAGAGUACUCUGAUUUGCCUUAAUGCUGACAGCAUGUUUUCUGGGAAGAAGGCAAGAGACUCUCAAUCAAUUAUUAGGUGAUUCCUUUAUGGUACUAACCCAAAAAAUAACCUCACUGACAAGUCAGCCUCAGGUAUAAUACACUCCACCCUCAAUGUAGAAGAUUAUCUGAGCCAACCUUAUUUAUAGAUAGCCAUAUCACAAUCAUGAAGUUCUAUUCUAUCUGUUGCCUAGAAGAUUGGUGGCAUUCACAUUUUGACUCUCCCAUAUUUGUUUCCUUCCAGAAACUAGCAAAAGUUUUCAUGUGAUGAUCAGGGUAAGAAGGGCAGGAAACAGUUGCUUGAUUCAAGGCUUGAUGCGAGGGUGGAGUACCAUUUUGAGUCGGGUCUUGAGCCAUUUCUGUGUACCACUGCAUCCUUCACUGAGUCACACGAGUUGUAUUACUUCCUAUUGUUUCUGUAAUUGUUGCAUAUUCAGACAUGUAUUUGUGAAUUCUUGCAAUUUUUUUUAGCCUUUGCUACGGAAUUGCUUGUUCUGUUAACUCUUCACUAUUGCGAGUUCUAGGAAUAUUUGUCUAGCUCUUCAUAGCUAACUUUCUACUUCAGUGCUGAACAUGCUAUAUACAAAGCAACUCAAUGCCACUACUCAAGUAGUAAACAGACUACUGUAUUUUUCAAAAGAUGCAGAUAGACCCCCACAUAGUUUAAGGGAAAGUUUUACUCAGACAACUUCACAUCCUUGCCUUGUGUAUAAUCCAUCCCCAAGUUAAUGAGAUCAACCAUUUCGAAUUCCUGUUUUGGAUUGGAUUGAAGUUUCAAUCCAAAUAAUGUCCAGACUAAUGUUGCACCAGCUAAGUCAGGAGCUUGUGUUUCAGACUAAUGUUGAGACUCCUGCUGUGAAGUUCUUCUUCAGUCCAUAUCUGAUGCAAAGUGAUUCACUAUCCUUGUUGCACACAUGCAGUGCUUGUGCAAGCAUACCAAGAGCAUAAACAAUGAAGUAACUGAGCAUCUGCUCAGCUAUAGGACCUUCUUGCAUGGGUGCAUCUUUGUUGCAAAUGCAACAUCAGUCUGGAUGUCAGCCAUUUUAAGAACUUCAAGUAAGACACUUGCCUUAUUGAUCUGUGGUACUUUAAUGCUGAUGUUUACUUUAAUUCUGAAAGUAUAUUCUUGAUACAUAAUAAAGUAAGUCUCCCUAGGUUUGAAACA
Hemicordylus capensis (graceful crag lizard) is the source of this 4201-nucleotide messenger RNA. It is a transcript of the gene SGPL1, whose product is annotated as sphingosine-1-phosphate lyase 1. The transcript is spliced from 14 exons. Gene Ontology annotation, cellular component: endoplasmic reticulum. Gene Ontology annotation, molecular function: sphinganine-1-phosphate aldolase activity; pyridoxal phosphate binding. Bases 292 to 2061 code for a protein of 589 amino acids. Gene Ontology annotation, biological process: carboxylic acid metabolic process; sphingolipid catabolic process. NCBI's taxonomy places the organism in Eukaryota, Metazoa, Chordata, Lepidosauria, Squamata, Cordylidae. The record is from RefSeq and is a predicted model, not a curated record.